AAAAAAAAAAAACUGCCUCUGUCAUACAACCAGGAAGAAGGUGGGAUAGCCCCGCGAAGCUAACAGCCCCAGACUCUCCGCUCACUCCGACCCGACGAUGAUGGGAUCUUCCAGGUGGAGGGUGGCAGCAGCAGCAGCGGCCUGUCUCACCAUAGUGGGCUUUUUAUUACCUGUCGACGCAGACGAGCACGAACACACGUACACAGAUAAGGAGGAGGUAGUUUUAUGGAUGAACACAGUGGGGCCUUACCACAACCGACAGGAGACGUACAAGUACUUCUCUUUGCCCUUCUGCGCGGGCUCCAAGAAGACCAUCAGUCAUUACCACGAAACACUCGGAGAGGCUCUGCAGGGAGUGGAGCUUGAAUUCAGCGGCCUAGACAUAAAGUUCAAAGAUGAAGUCAUGCAGACAACGUACUGUGAAAUUGACCUGGACAAAGCCAAACGGGAUGCCUUUGUCUAUGCCAUAAAGAAUCACUACUGGUACCAAAUGUACAUAGACGACCUGCCAAUCUGGGGUAUCGUCGGUGAGGCAGAUGAAAACGGAGAAGAUCACUACCUGUGGACGUACAAGAAACUGGAGAUCGGCUUCAACGGCAACAGAAUUGUCGAUGUAAAUCUGACCAGUGAAGGCAAAGUCAGACUUGUGCCCAACACAAGAAUCGCAAUGUCUUAUUCUGUGAAAUGGAAGAAGUCGGAUGUGAAGUUUGAGGACAGAUUCGACAAGUACCUCGACCCAUCCUUCUUUCAGCACAGGAUUCACUGGUUCUCCAUCUUCAACUCCUUCAUGAUGGUCAUUUUCCUGGUGGGUCUGGUGUCCAUGAUUCUGAUGAGAACGCUAAGAAAGGAUUACGCAAGAUAUAGCAAAGAGGAGGAAAUGGACGACAUGCAUUUUGAUGCUGUGUACCAUCAGGACAGAGACCUGGGAGACGAGUACGGGUGGAAGCAGGUACACGGUGACGUGUUUCGUCCGUCAAGCCAUCCACUGAUCUUCUCCUCGCUCAUCGGCUCCGGCUGCCAGAUCUUCUCUGUAUCCUUCAUCGUCAUCAUCGUCGCUAUGGUUGAGGAUCUGUACACAGAGAGAGGAUCCAUGCUGAGCACAGCCAUCUUUGUGUACGCUGCCACCUCCCCUGUCAAUGGCUACUUCGGGGGAAGCUUGUACGCAAAACAAGGAGGCAGGAGAUGGAUUAAACAAAUGUUCAUUGGAGCCUUCCUGAUCCCAGCCAUGGUGUGCGGGACUGCCUUCUUCAUCAACUUCAUCGCUAUCUACUACCACGCCUCCAGAGCCAUCCCAUUUGGCACCAUGGUCGCCGUCUGCUGUAUCUGCUUCUUUGUCAUCCUGCCGCUGAACCUCGUGGGGACAAUUCUGGGGAGAAAUCUGUCUGGCCAACCAAACUUCCCCUGCCGGGUGAACGCUGUGCCGCGACCGAUCCCUGAGAAGAAAUGGUUCAUGGAGCCGGCCGUCAUCGUCUGCCUCGGAGGAAUCCUUCCAUUCGGGUCCAUUUUCAUUGAAAUGUACUUCAUCUUCACAUCUUUUUGGGCCUACAAAAUCUACUAUGUGUACGGCUUCAUGAUGCUGGUCCUGGUCAUCCUGUGCAUAGUGACCGUGUGUGUCACCAUCGUCUGUACGUACUUUCUGCUCAACGCUGAGGACUACAGAUGGCAAUGGACAAGCUUCCUCUCUGCUGCAUCCACUGCUGUUUAUGUUUACAUGUACUCCUUUUACUACUACUUCUUCAAAACUAAGAUGUAUGGACUCUUCCAGACAUCCUUCUACUUUGGCUACAUGGCUGUGUUCAGCACUGCCCUAGGAAUCAUGUGUGGUGCCGUCGGAUACAUGGGAACAAGUGCCUUUGUGAGAAAGAUCUACACAAAUGUGAAAAUUGACUAAGCAGCGAAGCAGCAACACAGGGAUAUUAAAGGAUUUGCCUCUGUGUAUCCUGAAAGACGGCGGGCACAAGUCAUUCUUUAUUACUUUUCUUUCUUGCAAAGAGAUUGUGAGAAUCUCACUUUGUACAAUGUAGUUUUUCCAUUUUCUGAAAGAAUUUCAACGCCGCAACUCAAAGUGAACAAGAGCAAAUCUGCGGGAAGAGAUAUCAAACACACGGUUCUGUUUUUAUCAGUUGCUUUCAAACAAAUAACGUUGGGGGCAAAUGUUUAAGGCUGACAUGGCUUCUCCUUUCCAACCCAGUCCCACCUGAGACCAGAGAACAUAAAUGUUUAUUGAUGGAAUAGUGUAGCUCUCUUCAGUGAAGAGGCCUAAGUGUAUUGAAAGCCUUUGUUCUAUUGUGUCAGAAUAUUGGAGAGUUGGGUUUGUGCCCGUGUUCUGACUUGAUUUCUAUUUUGUAUUCUUGAAGUCACUCAAAAUAUCGUUACUACACAAGUACAGUAGUCUCUUCUGAUUUACUUCCACAGCAAAAAAAAAAGAUGAGAUAUAUAUAUAUAUAUUAAAAAGAAAGCUGUCGUCACUCCAGAAUCAUUCCCCCAUUUUGACGAUUCAUAAUUCCCUGUUACAGUAGCAAUCCAUCCAGUUGGUGAGAGAUUUUAGUCCUGCUGUAGUUUACUGUACAGACGAGAACAGAGGGACUGAUCAACAGUGGAGGUACAGUAGGAACAGAUUUUUAAAUGGAUGUUUGAUGUGAUCCCAUUUCCCCGUUCAGUCGGGGUUUUCUUAAUGUUUGGGUUUGAAUGAAGUCUACUUGUAAAGAUAAUAUAUGGAUGGGGGGGAGUGUAUAUAACCUUAAUAAUGUACCUUUAGAUGUAGAUCCCAAAUGUAUUUUCGUUGUACAGAUUUACUACAGGGUGUUUUUUUUUAAAUGAAUCGUUCAGUUAAAAAAAAAAAAAAAGAGAUUUUGUUUUGGUUUUUUGUCUUUGUUUGGUGCUUGGGAUGGGGCUGGUGGCGCUGUUACAUCUUGCCUGAAAUUGCAUGAAGUUUUCACAAAACCAUCUGCUCAUCAAACUCCACUUCAGUCAGCGCUGUCAGUUGUUUGUUUUUUUUUUGUUUUUCUCUGUCUCAAAAUGGGUAAAGGUACAUGAUGACCGGUGGGCCUGCUUACAGACUCUCUUCUUACUUUGAUUUCAUAUAUUAUUUAAAGCUUUAAGAGGCUCUACAUCUUCUGGUAAGCCAUUUCCCCUCACGUCCUUUCUGUUGCCUAACCUGAAACAUCAUUUGUGAAUGUCGGAAGGAAUGAGGCGAUUGCUUUGUUUCCGCAAACAUACUGUACAAAGUGAAGUUUAUGUACACUUAAAACUAGAUGUUUUCAUAACCACACACAGUGCUGCGGAGUGUUUCAACUGCUUUUUUCCCCAUUUUGUGUAAAUACAGUAUGUACCCUACUUGUAUGAGAAGUGGCAAUGCCUUUUUUUUUUUUCUAAUUUCCAGUUCUUCCCCCACUGAAGUUGAUUUUGGCACCUCAUGUUGUGUACCAAUGUCUGAUUAGACAUUUUGAACCUGCAUAUUAACUUGCUGUAAAAAGAGAAAAUAAACAUGUUUAUGUACAGGG
This is a messenger RNA of Dicentrarchus labrax (European seabass), 3503 nucleotides long. It is a transcript of the gene tm9sf3, whose product is annotated as transmembrane 9 superfamily member 3. Gene Ontology annotation, cellular component: membrane. The transcript is spliced from 15 exons. Gene Ontology annotation, biological process: protein localization to membrane. The record is from RefSeq and is a predicted model, not a curated record. Lineage: Eukaryota; Metazoa; Chordata; Actinopteri; Moronidae. Bases 98 to 1891 code for a protein of 597 amino acids.